Sporothrix schenckii 1099-18 is the source of this 213-nucleotide messenger RNA. RefSeq lists its product as uncharacterized. The coding region runs from base 1 to 213 and encodes 70 amino acids. The record is from RefSeq and is a predicted model, not a curated record. The transcript has a single exon. Lineage: Eukaryota; Fungi; Ascomycota; Sordariomycetes; Ophiostomatales; Ophiostomataceae.
AUGGCGGUAAUCACAGCGAUUGGCCGCCGAGGUGCACUCGUUGGCGGCGACUUGGCACGAGGAGACGAGCUGGGGGGGACCUGGGCUCCUGGGGCUGUUGGGACAAGCGAUCUGCGGCGAGACUGGCGCCUUAUGGGACAGGGGGUGCAGCCCAAAUCGUCUGGUGUGGGUGGCAUUGAGCCGGUUUUUGCCCUGUUUGUCGACAGUGUCUGA